This is a messenger RNA of Rotaria socialis, 795 nucleotides long. The record is from the annotation of a GenBank genome assembly. Lineage: Eukaryota; Metazoa; Rotifera; Eurotatoria; Philodinida; Philodinidae.
AUGUGGCAUAAUAAUCUCAAAUUCACUUCUGAAUUUGAAGAAGAUGCGACACUACCCUUCCUCGGCGUACUAAUCAAAAAAGAAAACAAUUCCUUAAUCACAAGUGUUUAUCGAUUAAUCAAAAAAUUGACAAUUAGAAUUCAACGUAUAUGUUCAAACGAAACAAUAGCUAAAGCAGAAAAAAGAAAAUUAGAUGAAAUACUAAAAAACAAUGGAUAUCCGGCUCACAUCAUUCGACGUGGAAUUAAAGCAGGUGAAGCCAUUGCAAAACGAUUACAACAACCACAACCAAAAGAGCCAACUGUAGAAAAACAGAAAAUAUUCUUCGCCAUUCCUUACUUUGGUCAAGAAUCAAUCGUCUUCGCCAGUCGUGUAAGAAGAAUAUGUGAUAAAAUGUUAUCACACAUACAUCUAAACAUAGCAUACAAAAAACAAGGAACACUAAAACAAAACUUCUUACCAACUCAAAAAGGUCGCGACGAAUCGAAAAGUAAUAAAGAACUAAUUUAUCAUAUACCAUGUCAAAAUUGUGAAAAAAUAUAUAUCGGAGAAACAGGAAGAUCACGAGAAACAAGAAUCACUGAACAUCUAAAAGCAAUAAAGAAGAAAGACACCAACUCCGAAAUAGUAAAACAUAUACUUAAUACGAAUCAUACCAUGAACUUCAACAAAACAACAGCAUUAGCCAAAGAAACAAAUUGGAAAAGACGUAUAAUCAAAGAAAGCUUACUUACAUUUGAAAGCAAGGACAAAGCAGUUACUGAAGUCAAACAUAAAUUACAAGUAUUUGGAUAG